Messenger RNA from Penicillium angulare, 393 nucleotides. RefSeq lists its product as uncharacterized. The coding region runs from base 1 to 393 and encodes 130 amino acids. The record is from RefSeq and is a predicted model, not a curated record. NCBI's taxonomy places the organism in Eukaryota, Fungi, Ascomycota, Eurotiomycetes, Eurotiales, Aspergillaceae. The transcript is spliced from 2 exons.
AUGAAGAACAUUCUUCAGAUUGUCCUUCUACUUCAAGCAUCUCUUGCUCUCGGAGCUCCAGUGCCUGGAAUCGAUGCCUCAACCGAGGCUUCGACCGAUAUUGUGAAUAGUGGUCCAAUCGCUUGGAUUUGUCCCCCGCCUCCUCCUCCUCCUCCUCCUCCUCCUCCUCCCGCCGAAAAUCAUGGUGAUCAUGAUAAGAGAGGCAUGGCCGAUGCUUCGUUCGAUGCUAUGAAUACUAGGCCUGGUAUCUGGACUCCUCCGCCCCCCCCCCCACCCCAAUGUGAAUUAUGUCACAACAAGAGAGAGCAGCUCGAUGCCUCGACUGAUACUCUAAAUUAUCGUGCUGGUACAGAGUGGGCUAUUAAUCCUUCCGUUCCAGACCCAAACGUAUGA